AUGGCAACCAUAAUUGAGCAAUUUCCUGAAGAUCAUCCAAACAUCAGGCAUAUCUACAAUUGUAGAAGUGAAAUUAGAAUGGAGGAGUCUGAAGGAAGAGGAGUGGUUCAACAAUUUCUGCAUUUGGCUAGAGAGAGUCGCUACAUUUACUGGGUUAUGGUUGAUGACAUCGGCGUUUUACAGCAUACAUUCAUGGUGCAUCCGAUCAUGUGCAACUUGUUACGCACAUAUUCGUACGUGAUUGGUAUGGACUCUACAUACAAGACAAACAGAUACGGCAUGCCAUUCUUUGAGAUAGUUGGGGUUACACCGAAAAAUCAAAAUUUUCUUAUUGGAUAUGUCUUCAUGAGAAACGAGACACAGGCUAGUUAUCGAUGGGUGCUUCAGAGAUUGAGGGAUUUGAUCGGAUACCAACGGGAGCCAUCAGUGUUCUUAACUGACCGUGAGCUUGGACUUUGUGCAGCAUUGAAAGCUGAGUUUCCCCACACUAUGCAUUUACUCUGUAGGUGGCACAUUAAUAAGGACGUCGAAGCUUAUGUGACUGGAUUGUUCAAGGACAAGACGGUGGGUGCAAAGUUCAAAAAUGGUAGAUGGAAUCGAGUCAUGAAUGUUACAUCUGAGCCGGAAUAUGAGUUAGCCUUGCAGAGAUUGAAAACAAGUUGGCUCGGUAUCCGAAAGGUUGAGAGUCUGCACUCGACAGUCAAGAGUUGGAUGGAAUCAUCAACUGGUUCUUUGGAUAAGGUAUGGGCUCGAGUACAUUGCCAGAUUGGAAAUCAGAUUGUUGGAAUACGUAACGCUUUAGAGGCUAGUAGAUCUAAAGUAGGUGAGAAGUACAGGCACAUGCCGUUGCAGAGGCUGAAUAAAAAGGUUUCUCAUCAUUGUUUGUUUGUUCUUUACGAUGAGAUACAAAGAAUGAGAGGGUUAAGUUAUGAGGUGCAUGAGCGUUGCGGUUGUGCUCUACGGAUCACCCAUGGGAUACCAUGUGCUUGCCAGAUUCAUGAUUCAAUGCGUGAUAAGAAGGGGUUGUAUUGCAGCCAAAUUCAUCCAUUUUGGCAGAGCCUUGUCAUUGGUGAUGGUGUUGAUAUUCCGGAAUUCGUCGACGAGUCGGCAGAAGAAGCAGCACAUUUUCGUUCACUUGUCGACGAGGUUUUGGCUAGUGACCCUGUUACAGUUCGAAAUGUUUCUCGCAUCAUUGAAGAUGAAAUGCAUCCGAAUCAUUCAGAUCUUGAAGAGCCAGAAGUGAAUCACUCAACACGGGGUCGUCCACGGGAUCAUUCAACUAGGCGUAACCGUAGCCAUUUUGAGAAUGUUGAGCGUAACAGUAGCGGUAGUAGAGGGAGAAGGCCGAGCCAACAUAGUUCAAGGUACGCUCACUUGCUUCCCGGACCUAUAUUGCCUUACAUAACCGGGUGGAAUGAUGUCAUUGGUGAUGGUAAUUGCGGCUUUCGUUGUGUUGCCGCCUUCUUCAUGGGUGAUCAAGAGCAAUGGAGGUUAGCUCGACAAUUCAUGGAUAAUGAGAUUACUGGUUAUCCGCACUUAUACAGGAGGAUUUAUUACGAGGCAGGUGGUUUGGAUUUUGAGAUACAACGUAUUCGUUGGAGCGGUGGCCCAUGUGGGGAAAGACAUUGGAUGGUAGCCUUUCAGGAUUUGUACGUAAUUGCUACCUUAUACAAUGCAACCGUGAUUUGUUAUGGCAUUGGACAGACACCAACGAGCUACUAUCCGUGCAUCACUGUGUUACCGUUGCGGGCCCCCGACAAUGGUACUGCACCAACUCGAGAGUUUGUUAUAGCAACUGUUGGUGGGUCUCAUUUUAUACUUUUGCAGCUUGACCAAAACCACCCGAUUCCCCCGAUUGCAAAUGUUUGGUACCGGGCUCGUGAACCUAGCGUUAUUGGAUGGGAGAAACGAUACCAACAUAGAAUUAGUUUGUGGGAAAGAUUAGUCGCAACUUGA
Molecule: messenger RNA, 1956 nt
Organism: Chenopodium quinoa (quinoa)
Lineage: Eukaryota; Viridiplantae; Streptophyta; Magnoliopsida; Caryophyllales; Amaranthaceae
Exons: 3
Coding region: 1-1956 (651 amino acids)
Biological process (GO): regulation of DNA-templated transcription
Source: RefSeq, a predicted model, not a curated record